Molecule: messenger RNA, 1647 nt
Organism: Penicillium canariense
Lineage: Eukaryota; Fungi; Ascomycota; Eurotiomycetes; Eurotiales; Aspergillaceae
Product: flavin-containing monooxygenase
Exons: 1
Coding region: 1-1647 (548 amino acids)
Molecular function (GO): N,N-dimethylaniline monooxygenase activity; flavin adenine dinucleotide binding; NADP binding
Source: RefSeq, a predicted model, not a curated record
AUGACCGUCAUUCAAUCCGUGCCGAGUUAUGAUCAUGAUCGUGUCAACUUCGACCUUGACGCGAUCAUUGUCGGUGCCGGAUUUUCCGGGAUUUACCUCCUUGAGCAACUACGCGAUAAACUGAAAUUGAAUGUCAAAAUUUUCGAGGCCAAAUCUGAUAUAGGCGGCACGUGGCAUGCAAAUCGCUACCCCGGUGCCCGAGUUGACUGCCCGGCACCUCACUACGCCUUCUCAUCCAAAAAGAUCUGGCAAGCCUGGACAUGGUCAGAGAAAUAUCCCUGCCAAAGCGAGUUGAUCUCGUACUUCGAGCAUGUUGACAGAACUUUGCACGUUCGCAAAGAUUGUCUUUUCAAUUCUGAAGUCAACAGCGCUGAAUUUGACAAGGCAUCUUGUCGAUGGGUUGUCCAGACCGCUGAUGGGAAGGUGGCAACAGCCAAAUACCUGCUUAUUGCUGUUGGCUUUGCUUCUCAACCAUACCUUCCAGACUGGCCGGGAAUUUCUUCCUUCCAAGGGUCAAUAUUCCACUCUGCAAAAUGGCCCGAGAAGGGUGUCGAUGUGAAAAACAAAAAGGUUGCCGUCAUUGGCACUGGAUCGACCGGUAUCCAAAUCACGCAAGAAUGGGCCAGGGACGCCGAUGAGACAUACCUGUUUCAGCGAACCCCGAACAUGUGCCUGCCCAUGUCACAAGAACGAUUCGAUAUUCAAAAACAGGAUGUGGACAAAAUCAAUUACGAGCAAUUGUUCACCUACUGUGCGUCAACCUUUGGCGGACUGGCGUACCAGCCGACCCCCAGAAAUACGAUGGACGAUUCCGCGGAAGAUCGUGAGGCCUUCUACGAGAAGUUAUACAAAGAUGGGGGCUUCAAGUUCUGGUUCAAUAACUAUCAGGACCUGCUUUUCGAUGGGACCGCUAACCGAGCGGCAUAUGACUUCUGGGCGAGAAAGACCCGCUCCAGAAUCAGCGAUCCUGUCAAGAAGGACCUUCUAGCUCCCUUGGAACCUCCUCACCCGUUUGGAGCAAAGAGACCGUCCCUUGAACAAGAUUUUUACGAACAAGUCGACAAGCCUAAUGUCCACAUCAUCGAUACCAAAACAAAUCCUAUCGUCGAAGUUAUGCCUAAGGGUAUAGUUACUGCGGAUGGAAAAUUUCAUGAAAUCGAUAUCAUUGCUAUUGCAACAGGCUUUGACGCCUUCACCGGUGGCUUGAAGAAACUAGGUCUCAAAGACACUGAAGGUAUUAGCCUCGGUGAGCGUUGGAGCGACGGUGUUUCUACCAAUCUGGGAAUGACCGUCAGUGAUUUCCCAAAUAUGUUCCUCCCGUACAGCCUACAAGCACCCACCGCCUUUGCAAAUGGGCCAACCAUUAUUGAGCUGCAAGGAAAUUGGAUAGCUUCCAUCAUUUGCAAGAUGGAAAAUGAGGGUAUAAAGUGCCUGACCGCCACAAGAGAAGCAGAAAAAUCCUGGAGUGAUGAGGUAAACAGUCUGGCAAACAUGACUGUGCUGCCACAAGCGAAUUCCUGGUACAUGGGCUCUAACAUUCCCGGCAAACCUGUCCAGUCACUUAACUAUAUUGGAGGUCUUCCCACGUAUGGAGCAAGGUGUGCAAAGGUUCUCGAGCAGGAUUUUUGGGGGUUUGUGAAGGACUGA